Molecule: messenger RNA, 3887 nt
Organism: Protopterus annectens (West African lungfish)
Lineage: Eukaryota; Metazoa; Chordata; Ceratodontiformes; Protopteridae
Gene: CORO6
Product: coronin 6
Exons: 12
Coding region: 299-1834 (511 amino acids)
Biological process (GO): actin filament organization; cell migration
Molecular function (GO): actin filament binding
Source: RefSeq, a predicted model, not a curated record
CUGUGGUUUCUGUGCGUUACUGCCUGGUCAUCCGUCGCAGCUGCAGCAGCCCAGCCGGUACACAGGGAAGGAAAGAGGAUCGCUUCUGCACCACGAGCCUCGAACCUCUUCGGCACUUUCCGAACUGAGACACCAGCCGUCGCAGUAGCCAGAGCUGACAAGGCGACUGGACCAGGAGAAAUCACAAAAAUAAAGCACCAGCUAGACCAAGAGCCAACCCGCGGCAGGACCAAAGCCCAAAGGGGACCGACAGCGUAGAGGAAGAGGAGUGCAUCUGUCACCCAGCAGCUCAAAAGUCAUGAGCCGAAGGGUUGUACGCCAGAGUAAAUUCCGCCAUGUCUUUGGACAGCCAGUGAAAGCCGACCAAUGCUAUGAAGACAUUCGGGUAUCUAAGGUGACAUGGGAUAGUAGUUUUUGUGCUGUCAAUCCAAAGUUCAUAGCCAUCAUUGUAGAGUCAAGCGGAGGAGGAGCUUUCCUGGUCCUGCCACUUUCUAAGACUGGCCGAGUGGAUAAGAAUUACCCCAUGGUGAGCGGCCAUACUGCACCAGUGCUCGACAUUGACUGGUGCCCCCACAAUGACAAUGUGAUCGCUAGCUCCUCGGAUGACACAACCAUCAUGGUGUGGCAGAUUCCUGACUAUGUGCCACUGCGUUCCAUCACAGAACCUAUUGUUACAUUAGAAGGCCACUCCAAGAGAGUUGGAAUCGUUUCAUGGCAUCCCACAUCUCGGAAUAUCUUACUUAGUGCAGGUGGUGAUAAUAUGAUAAUAAUCUGGAAUGUGGGAACUGGGGAACCACUAAUCACCCUAGACGAAAUGCAUUCUGAUCUCAUUUACAAUGCAUGCUGGAAUCGGACAGGUAGCCUCAUCUGCACCGCCUGUAAGGACAAGAAAGUGCGUGUCAUUGAUCCCCGCAAACAAGAGAUCAUUGCUGUGAAAGACAGACCACAUGAAGGAGCCCGUCCAGUCAGAGCCAUUUUUAUGUCUGAUGGUAAAAUCUUCACCACAGGAUUCAGCAAAAUGAGUGAUCGGCAGCUGGCUCUGUGGGACUUGGAAAAAUGUGCAGCUCAUGAAGGCAUCAGGCCUAUGCGGGCUAUUUUUACUCGUGAGGGCUUCAUCUUCACUACAGGCUUUACCCGGAUGAGUCAGCGAGAGCUGGGCCUUUGGGACCCGAAAAACUUUGAUGAGCCUAUAGCCUUACAGGAAAUGGACACAAGUAAUGGAGUGCUUCUGCCUUUCUAUGAUCCAGACUCGAACAUCGUCUACCUAUGUGGCAAGGGAGACAGUAGUAUUCGAUAUUUUGAGAUCACAGAUGAACCCCCUUAUGUCCAUUACCUGAGUACAUACAGCAGUAAGGAACCCCAGCGAGGAAUAGGCUUCAUGCCCAAACGAGGACUGGAUGUCAGCAAAUGUGAAAUUGCAAGGUUUUACAAGCUACAUGAGAGGAAGUGUGAACCAAUCAUAAUGACAGUACCAAGAAAGUCAGACCUGUUUCAGGAUGAUCUGUAUCCAGAUACAGCUGGACCAGAACCGGCACUGGAGGCAGAGGAGUGGUUUGCUGGAAAAAAUGCUGAGCCUGUUCUUAUCUCUCUCCGGGAUGGCUACGUACCUGUGAAAAACCGUGAACUGAAGGUCAGCAAGAAAAACAUUCUGGACAAUAAACCUCCCCAGGGACCCCGGAGAAGCUACUCCACAACAGACACAAACUUGUCAAAGGUGACCUUUGAGGAACUCUUGGAAGAAAUUAAGUCUCUGAAGAUCACAGUGCUAGCUCAAGAGAAACGCAUAUCAGUAUUAGAAAACAAACUUUCAAAAUUCACAAAUGGCACAGACUAAAAAAAGUCCACUUUUCCAAGUAUCCCAGAAUGCACUGCUGAACGUCAGAAUGGCAUCUUUUGUUAAUCAGGUUUGCUGAUAAGCAUUUGAAGUUUAGCCACUGGACCCAGUUUGAAAACAAUUGUAAAUAAUUCAGAAUCUAAUUCACAUAGCAUGAAUUAGAUUUUGCAGACAUUUUUAAUCAUUCUGGGGCUUUAUUUUGGAGCUGUAAUAAACUGAAUCAACAUUUGGACCCUGUAUUUUUCCCUAUGGCUGACUACAGUCCAUGGUCUUCUGUACAGGAGAGUCACCAUUUAUGGUUGCCACUACUGCUGGGUCAGACGUCUCAUUUUUAAAUGUUUUUUGAGUGCAGACUUUUCUAUCAGUACAGUUGGCUUUGUAAGGAACAGAGAACACCCUGAAAUCUGAAUCUGCUCUUUUAAAUGUUGCAUUCAUGAGCAAUAUGAAAUAAUAAUAUGCAUAAUACAAGCUGUAUUGUCACUUGGUAGCAGUCUUCCAGUUAUCUGUGUUCUAGAUUAAUUUAUUAUUUUAGAAAAAAUGGCAUGUUGAAAUUUAUCAGUAGUUUCUGAAACCCAUCACUUGGAGUUUAGUAAUUUAAAAAGUACAGACAGCUGGAGUGCAGAAUAUGUAAGUUAUAUCUCUAGACAUAACUGCUGUAGUGGGGAUUUUGUGAAAUUAGUGAAAGCCUUGUGUGUUCUGUGUGUCGGAGUCAUGGAACACCUGUGUAAUUCUCUUGCUUACAGGAAGCCUAUAGUUUGUAUGGUGUCAUCCUGCAGAGAAUCUAAGCUUCAGAAAUGAUCUAGAAUUGGGUUUGCUGAUAAAUUAACUGUUGUGCAAAAGAGCACAUUUUGACCUAAAUCUCUCAAACAGUUUGAAGUUUGAGAGACUUUUUACACAGGUACAGCUUAAUUCAAAAACAACAGUACAUUAAGAACAUAAUGGAAACAGAUUCUGGAACUUUAAGACGAAUUCUGAUUGUAAUACAAAAGGUAUUCUGUAAGCAAGUGAAAUCUAAGCCAAAGAAAUUAAUUUGAUGUAUAUAGCAAACAAACUCUAAUUUGAAUAUGCAAGCCAGUAUUUUCAGCAAAACUUUUUUCUUUAUCCAUACUUUGUUACAGUUCUGUUUUUCACUGAUCACAUAGUUAGUAUUAAGAAUUCAUCAUAUUCAUUAACAAGCAGCUUGUUGCGGGAUAGAAGGUGGUCCAUGCUAUAUUUUCGGGGCUUUGUUAUACUGUUUCUUUGUUCUAUUCCAAAGCAAUGUGGUUAGCCAGAGCAAGCUUUUGCCAAAAUAUUUAAGAUGGUAUUAUCCAACACCAAAUACACAGUGUGAUGUCUAUUCAGUUUGCUAGAAGCGACUGACACUGGAAACUAGAUUGAGUGUGAUUUCAGAUUAAAUGCACGUGAUGAUCUUUGUGUACUGAGAUGGUGAGCUGGGGUUAUUGAACAACUCAGCGGGGUAUCGUGGUACUAGAAUAGGGUAUCAUCUGCAACAGUUGGUGGGAGAUAUUGUUAUCUCUGUACAUACUACUCGUGGCAUCCUGUCUGGAUUAUUUAUUUUAAAAUUCUUGCCACCAUAAUAUAGAAGGGACAUUUACACUACAUAGAGGAGAGUAGUCAAAGUAAAAGAAACAGAAGCUUCAUUGAAUCCCUAAGAUGCCAGGCCAGAGUCAUGAGACACACGUUCUGUAUUUAUUGGAGACACAGGUUGUGACAGAGACUUAGAUAUACCUUAUUACAAGUUAUAAGAGGGAAUAUUUCUCCUUUUAAGAAGAAAGUGCCCUGUACCAUGAAAGCAUAGUAUGAAACUUUAAUUGAAAAACAAAUUAUGAAAGAUUUGAGGAGGCUGUUUCUCACGGAAAGAUUAGUGGAUGCCUUAAACAUGAACUAUCUUUACGUAGAAUGUAGUGCAGAGUUAAGCUAUGCAACAAACAAGCACAAGGAAUUCCUGGAAGUGGGGAUGGGUGAGCUUUGGAUAUACAAGAAAAUAAUCCUAAGGGGAAAAAAAAAAAAACAACAAAACCACAAUCCAAAAAAAUAACAAUCAUAAAUAAAC